UUUGAUGAAACAUCACAAGUUUUCGCAAAUACGUUACCAACAGGAAGCGGUUCAAGUCUUCAAGAGUUAUUCGUUAAUGCAACAAACAAAGCCAUUGAAACAGGAACUCUAAAAUUAUCAAUUGGACUUCACGAUGACACUGUGGUAACAGCAUCACUAAGCGCACCAAGCAACUACGACUGUACGGUGCGAUCUGCAGUACCAGCGGACGUACGUUCACGAUUAGGACUCAGCACGUAUUAUACGCAAUAUGCCCAUGCCUACGGUAUACCGGUACUUAGCUCAAGCCGCGUAAAGCCAAAAGCCCUGGGAGCUUGUUACGUGAUGAGGUUUCUGUUUGCCGAUCGCAAGGAUAUUCGAGACUGGUUCUACAGACGAAAGGGCAGAGCGGGAAUCAUGGCAAGAUCAGAAGGCACAACGAUGAUUCCCGAACACAGUUUCUUGCCAUCGUGGUGGAACGAAAGAGCACGUGGCCUGGGCGCUACUAUUCCCAUUCCCAUUUCCACGGGGGGUGAAGAGAAUCUUUUAUGUGAACGACCAGAUCGCUACUAUAACGAAGACAUCUUUCUUCACGAGUUUGUUCACGGUAUUCAUAACUUGGGUGCAACUGGAGCUAUUCCGACUUUUGAUCGUCGUUUGAAAGCUGCCUACGAGAGUGCUCGUUCCAACAGACUGUGGUGGAGAACGUACGCAUUAAGUACGGACCGUGAAUAUUUUGCUGAAGGUACGCAGAGUUUUUUCAACGUCAACGCAUAUUCAGCUAAACCCAAUGGAAUUCAUAAUGACAUUAAUACUCGCAAGAAACUUCAAACAUAUGAUCCCGCUCUUUAUGACUUGAUCAAAGAAGUUUUCCCAUGUGAAGAUGAAUUCUUGAAACGUUGUGAUGCAAGAAAAGGGAAACUGCCGCAACCUUUCAAAAUGGAUUGCAAAGAUGGAGGAACUGUUGUCACAUUAAAACCUGAAACUCCACCAGUUCCCCCUCAUUCAACAACUAGUACUCCAUCUAUUUCUUAACCCACCAAUCCAGACACACCGCCCACUCCUACUUCUUCAAAAUCAGACACUCCACCAGUUCCCACUCCUCCCAAAACGCCCAGUAUUCCAUCUGUCUCUAAACCCACUAAUCCGGACACACCACCCGUUCCUACUCCAUCAGUUUCAAAAUCUAGUACUUCGCAUGUAACCACUCCUCCAGUAACUACAACUCCAAAAAGAACUCCUCGGCCAACAUCUAUUAAACAGUGUAACAAUCAUCACAAACAUUGCAAUGAUUGGGCAAAAACUGGUGAAUGUCAACGUAAUCCUGCUUAUAUGUUGCUAUUUUGCUGUCGAUCAUGUAGGAUCUACAAAUACACUACCACACCUCGUGUGACGUGUAGGGACAACCAUAAAAAUUGCCGAUUCUGGGCUUAUAGAGGACAUUGUCGAUCUUCAUAUUACUAUAUGACAAAAAACUGCAGAAACAAAUGUGGAUUAUGUCGAUGACUAUUUUUUGAUUUUGUUGGGUUUUUUAUUUUAUAUAGCUAGCACUGAGUUAUUGUUUUGAUGUACGUUUUUUUCUUGUAAGUAAAAAAUUGAAAUGUA
Xenia sp. Carnegie-2017 is the source of this 1584-nucleotide messenger RNA. RefSeq lists its product as uncharacterized. The record is from RefSeq and is a predicted model, not a curated record. Gene Ontology annotation, molecular function: metallopeptidase activity. NCBI's taxonomy places the organism in Eukaryota, Metazoa, Cnidaria, Anthozoa, Malacalcyonacea, Xeniidae.